Hemibagrus wyckioides is the source of this 16855-nucleotide messenger RNA. RefSeq names its product ring finger protein 213a (gene rnf213a). Bases 141 to 16301 code for a protein of 5386 amino acids. Gene Ontology annotation, cellular component: cytosol; nucleolus; membrane. Gene Ontology annotation, biological process: ubiquitin-dependent protein catabolic process; negative regulation of non-canonical Wnt signaling pathway; sprouting angiogenesis. NCBI's taxonomy places the organism in Eukaryota, Metazoa, Chordata, Actinopteri, Siluriformes, Bagridae. The transcript has 67 exons. The record is from RefSeq and is a predicted model, not a curated record. Gene Ontology annotation, molecular function: ATP hydrolysis activity; ubiquitin-protein transferase activity; metal ion binding.
AUCAUUUGCUCUAAAUCGAAAGCUCUUUUUCUUUGCGGGGUGAAUCAGCAAAUAAUGCCACAGACGCCUUCAGUGAACCGAAUCAGCGUGACACUCUUUAACCUGACUAAUAUUAAAAGACAGCGAUACACCUGUAAAGGAUGAAGUGUCCAAACUGUGAUCAUGUUGCUGUGGAGGAGAAAGCAAAGUUCUGCAGUCAGUGUGGGACUCUACUUACAGCAAAACCUCCUGAGAAAACCCAAAAAACACCACAUGAGUCUACACAGUCUGAAAACAUUCCACAGGCAACGGAACCAGAAUUGACAACAGAAACAAAAUCAGACUCCUCAGUCUUGCCUCAGUCUCCGUCUCCUCUAUCAUCCGUGUCUCCUAAAAGGCCAAAUGACAACAGCCCAAACAUCAAAAAAAAGAAAAAAAAGAAGAAGAAGAAAAAGAAAGCUUCGGAGAAAGACGGGGGGGCUUUAUCUUUGACCUCUGAUCUCUCUGACAUCUCCCUGACUGAUAAAGACACCGGAAAGACACAGGAGGAAGCCCUGUCUUCUGACAGCGAGGAAUCAGUGUGUCCUAUGGAUGAGACUCCUGACUUGGCUGAAAGUCAUUCCAUCAUGUCUCCUGGAUCAUCUCUCAUCAACCCAUCAGAAGAAAAAACUGGUGAUCUCAUGAUACCUGAGGGACCUGAAAGACCUUUUCCUGAGGUAGAUACUAAUAAGAACAUGGCUUCAGGAGAACAAAGCGAGAAAGGUUGUCCUGAACCUGGAGAAAUGCAAGACCAAAAAUCACGGUGUGAUGAAGAGCCCACUCAUCAGGACAGUGAUAGAUCACUUCCAACAGCUACAGAAACACUGAAACAAGAACAGGCAGGUGACCAAAAGAAACCCAAGCAUGAGGUUCAGAAAGAUGUAUUUAAGACACAAAAUCAAAAAGAUGACAGCAUGCCAAGCAAGAGAGACGAAUCUCCAAAAUCACAAAGCCAGAAAGAUGAAUCUAAGAAAUCACAAAGCCAGAAAGAUGAAUCUAAGAAAUCACAAAGCCAGAAAGAUGAAUCUAAGAAAUCACAAAGCCAGAAAGAUGAAUCUAAGAAAUCACAAAGCCAGAAAGAUGAAUCUAAGAAAUCACAAAGCCAGAAAGAUGAAUCUAAGAAAUCACAAAGCCAGAAAGAUGAAUCUAAGAAAUCACAAAGCCAGAAAGAUGAAUCUAAGAAAUCACAAAGCCAGAAAGAUGAAUCUAAGAAAUCACAAAGCCAGAAAGAUGAAUCUAAGAAAUCACAAAGCCAGAAAGAUGAAUCUAAGAAAUCACAAAGCCAGAAGGACACUUUGAGCAACAAGACACAAAGCCAGAAAGACUCAUCUAAUAAGAUGCAAAACCAGAAAGAUGCCUUGAAUAAGACACAAAACCAGAAAGAUUCAUCUAACAAGACACAAAGCCAGAAAGAUGCUUCUAAUAAGACACAAAGCCAGAAAGAUGCUUCUAGCAAGACACAACCCGUUCUGGAUCAGAACGCCAAUGUUGAUCAAUCUGCAAAUGCUAAUGCUGGGCCAGGCACACAGAAAACAAAGAGCCAGGAAGAAAAGAAAUCUGAAAUGGUGUUUGGACCACAGAGCAAACCCGAGGUGAAGAGUCUAAGCUCCAGUGUUGAUCCACAGCCAAAGGAAGAUCUUCAGCCCCUGCAGUCUGCUCAUGGGAAAGGAGAUACUUUGAGUGGCCGGAAAAGCCCAGAGUCUAAGAAGCAAAACAGAAGAGAAGAGACAGAUACAAGGAAAGAUUGUCCUCCAGAGAGAGUUCCCACUUCAACUCAGCAGCUUUCCUCAAAGGAGAGACUCACCAUUUACUUUCACGCUGUCUUGUCAAAGGAUUUUAAGUUUGACCCCAAUGAAGAUCGCAUAUUUAUAAGGGCUGGCCCUCAGAUUAGCAAUUGGGAUACCAACCUAGUGGAGCUGACUGUAACACGGGAUCUCAGAGAACAUGGAUUUCUUGUAGAAGGGAGUCUGGUGUCUACAAAGGAAAAAGCAGAAGCUGUGUCAAUACCUUACAAAUAUGUGGUAUAUAAGACAAAAAAGGAGAAAUAUGAGUACGAGUAUAUCUACAAAUUGGAUUCGAGUGAAACCACGAACAGAUGUCUUUUUGUUAAAAGAAAACUACUAAAUACAGAGGGAGAAUGGCAUCAAUAUGAUGACAUCAUCUGCACAGAACCAUCAAAGAAUAUGUUUAAACGAUUAAAGGACAACAUUUGGCCUGAACAGAGGAAAAGUGUGAUCGAAGGACGAGAGAUUGCAGGGCAAAUUAUGCUUCAGACCAUCUUUGAUUUUCUCACGAGCUGGACUGACAUCAAUCUCAGAAACUUCAUCACACAGCUCAAGCAGUUUCAUCAGAUCUACGGAAACCCCUUUGUGUUUGAAGAGAAGGAGAAAAAGUGGUUAGCCUUGAAUUAUAAUGAGAAAGAUGUUAGUAAACUCCUGAAGAACUUUAUGAUUGAACACGUCACUCCAGAACUGCAGAAAGAUGCCUCAAAAAAAAGUGAAUACAUUAAGGAACCUCUGAAGGCUGCUAUCAUUAUGCUGUACUUGUGGAAGCAGUAUGAACUUCAGCUAGAUUGGGGGGAACUUAAUCGUCUUUGCUCUGCCCUCUGCCUGCCAAAUCUGCCUAAAGAUGAAUUUUUACCUUUUUGGACCAACAUCCAGGAGUCAUUCUCAUGCUUGAAAGAUUUGCCUGACACAUUGAUGGAUCUGCUUAACAAGGUGAGGGGGGAAGGGUCACCACGAUGGAUUGUAGCGAUUCCACUUUUGCAUCUGCUCAAGGGAACUUCAAAACCAUUUGAACCUGUUUCACUCACUGUGAGCACAAAAAUUGAACAAACAUGGGCUGGAUUACAAGGACUGAAAUCUUCUACAAAGACAUUAACUUCACAAGACCGAAGAUUCAUGCUGAAUCAAAUGAAAGCAAAUCGUCAUCUUGUGGAAGUGGACACACUGCUGGCUCGAUCAUGGAUGUUCCUGUUGUCUGUCGAUGAGUUGGCGGAAUGCAGCACUCACAUCCAAGUGGAGCUUUUUGACAUGUUGCAGCUUUUCGUUUUCAAAGCCCCAGCUGAACUUUCCUACAGCAGUUCCUCAACUGUGACCGAUACACUGACAUUCAUUCAAAGCCAACUUCUUGAACAAAAAUACAGAUGCUUCUCUGAUGAUUAUGGGAGGAACUGCUUAGGUGCAGCUGUGAAGCUUCUGGAGAAGAUAUGCAAAGGAGCGAAGUAUUCCUACAUGCAUAGUUAUGCAGACAUUCCAGUUGCUUGCUUGAACCUUGUGGUUUCAGUUUCAGACCUUGCCCAAUCUUGCUCCAAACAGGAGAUUCAAGAAAAAGACUUGGGCCAAAAAGAUAUAGAGAAUAGCUCAAAGAUCAUUGAGAUUUUGAGAGUGGCACUGAAAACUAUCAGAACGUGGAUAGGGCAGACCUUUAAGGGAAAACUGCUGCAGUCCUACACUUUCAAUAGCAACCUCACGUCAGAGAUUGAGAUGUGGAACAACAUUAUCUCCAUAACAUUCGAAAGUGAAGAAUUUACCAAGGAGUGGAGGGACACAUUUACUAGAGAUUUUGAAGGAAAAUUUCAACAGGAAUCUCCAAUAGACCAAAUUGAAGUGUACUGCAGUAAAAUUGAAGAUCUUAAUAAAAGCCAUCCUUGUGUGGCAAGAAGUAUUGAGAAUUGUGCCCUACAAGCUGUCACCUCAAUGUGUCAGGCAAAGACCGAAGCAAAACUAUUUGAGAGAUGCAAAAUAAACUGGAAGUUUGGAAAGCUCAUCUCUGCAAUUAUUCAGAAAUCUUGGCCAAAAACUGAGAUUCAGUCUGACCAAGAGAGAGAAGAGGUGGUUCUCAAGCACCUUCUCAACUGGACAGCAGCCAAGAAUAUUUUCCAACUUCAUGGUGCUGAUGAAAAACUGAUUGAUCAGCUAUCUGAAGAGGCUAAAGAAAGACUUGCCAUGGCAACAUCAUUAUUUACAAAUAUUUCCGAUCAGCUCAUCAGAGGAAGCAUAAGGAUUAAAGUUCUCAAUCACAUCUUGGCGAAGAAGGAUAUUUUUACUGAGUUAGUAAAAAUAGACUGUCUCUGCGAAAAUGUCAAAUGCAAAGAUUCCAAUGCCAUGAGGAGGCUACUUCAGUCACGAGAGGAUGAGGUGAAAGCUAUAUAUCAUGACAGCGAGCUUGUUAAAGGGCUCAUUGCAAUGUGCCGGAAUAUUCAGGAGCAUAUAACAGUUGAUUUUGAUAGUCUAGAAGCAAAGCACCAGGUUGACAUUGACGAGAUGGAACUGAAUAAGUUCAUGGAAGUUCAUACGUUUGACCAGAUCCCGUCUACAGCAGCUGGUGUUGUCACAUACUUUGACCUUGAUGCCGAUGUGCGCGACAUGGCUGAGACUCUACACACAUUUAAAGAGAGCUAUAUUUUUAAGAUCUGCUGGGAGAAUCAAGCUAAAGACUAUGCUAGAAGGGCUAGUAGCGAAUUCGAGUCAGAUGAUGAGGAAGAAUUGUGGGCUACGAUCGAUUUGGUUUAUGAAGACAUCUUUCAACCAUGCUACAGUAAAUACCAGGAGAUAUAUAAGAGCUUUAAAGAUGGCAGCAUGAUCUUUGAAAAAGUCGAUCUGAUAUUCAAAGCCUACAUCGGAAGAUAUGAAGAAUUAGCAGAAGAUGCUACAAUUAUGUCCAAACUGGAUCCUGCAGAUGACAAGCGAUGGAUUCAGAGGAGGAUUCAACAGAUAGAACAGUAUCAUGAACUUCACUUGGCAGUGGAAUCAGCUCAAGUAGUCAUGUUGGUGAAGCAGACACUUGGCCUUCAAGGAAACUUCCAAGUCUUGGAGAAGCUGCUUAUAGGAACAGACUUCAAGAAGGAGCCUCUUGACAGUAUUGACAAUGAGCUAAUGCAGGCCAAAACUGUACUGGUGGACAUCACAGAGCCUCGUAGGCUCUGUCUCCAGGAGCUGGGGCUAAGGAAGAACUUUGUUAUGUGGGUCAAAGAAGCGCUUGAAGAUAUCAAUGAGCUGAAAGUGUUUGUGGACCUGGCCUCUAUCUCUGCGGGUGAAAAUGAUCUGGAUGUAGACAGAGUGGCCUGUUUUCAUGAUGCUGUUCUUGGCUACUCGUCAAUGUUGUAUGAGCUAAAGUCAGAAACUAGUUUCAGGGUCUUUAAAGAGGUACUGAAGAAGCUUUGGAAGGCACUUGAAAAUGAUCCCAAUCUUCCAAAGAAAUUGCGUGACACUGCAAGACACCUUGAAUGGUUGAAGACCGUUAAGGAUAGCCAUGGAUCUGUAGAACUGUCAUCUUUGUCAUUAGCUUCAGCUAUCAAUACAAAAGGAAUCUACUUCAUCAAUGCAGAGAGCCAAAAGAAGUUGAGUCUGGAUAAAGUUUUGAAGCUACGGAUUCCAGAGGAGCAUGAUGAGGGCCAUGAGAUGCGAUGUUACUCCCUUGAUGAUCUCAGGGACCUUCAGAAUAAGCUGAUGCUAAUGUCUGGCAAAGGAGAGCAAGGCCAGAAUGAAGUUGACCGAUUUGUUGAGGUUUUUGCCAGUGUACAGAGAUUGGGUUCUGCAUUUAUUGACUUAUUUGUGGCUGGAAAUCCAUUGUUCAGACUGUGGGAGGCAACUGUCUACUGUAAUAGUAAAGAAGCAAGCAUUGUUCUGGACUUCAACUUGGAAAGCGUUGCCAGUGUUGUCAUGGUGAAGGGUGAUGUGGCAGAGCAACUCCUAGAUGUCUGUAAGAAAAUGGAGCGUUGCCUCAGUUUUUGGAAAGAUUUCAUGGACAAGCAAAGAUCUCAAAAUUACUACCUCAACUAUUUUACAGCAGAGCAGAUAGUCUAUCUGUGCAGUCAGUUGAAUCAGAAAAACUUGGCAAAUCUGGAUGAUCAAGCACUCAUGAUGCUCUCUUUCAUCAAGCCAAAUUGCAGUGCCUUAAACUUGAGGCAAAGCUGGCACGUACUUCAGUAUGAGAUGCUUACACAACCUUCCGAGCAAAAUGAAGACAUUGAUUUUCAAACCUUUAUUGAAGUUCCAAAUCAAAAUGAAUAUGAGAUGGAUAUUGAAGGUGUCUCAGCUUCUGAUUUUGGUCCGGAAAAUGAUACUAGAAGGUUUGACAUGAUUUGGAAUAUGUACAUGAGAAAUAUGAAAAGUUUUCUUCCCAAUUCUCUUGAUGUCAGUAGUCUAGGAAGACUUUUGGAAAUUUUGUCUGAUAGCCGCAUUAAAACUGAUGUGGUUACAGAUGAUGUUAAUGAGGAAGAAAAUACUCUUAAAAAGCAUCAGAGAAAUGUACAAAGAGAGCUACCUCGCGGACUGUUCAUUGGAAGACCAAAUCUCGUUAUCUGCCCUUUCACAGAGAUUCAGACUUCUUGUAUCUCCAUUUACAUGAACAGUGCAGAUGAGCCACUACCCACAUAUGAUGAAGUGCUCCUCUGUGAUUCUUCCACUUCAUAUGAGCAAGUAGAGCUGUUCCUUAGGCGCUGUCUCACUGCUGGUUACAAGGGACAGAAGAUAUACACCAUGCUAUAUGUAGAUCAGCUAACGUAUGAAGUGAGCUACAAAGUGGAACAAUUCUUCCAACGCCACAAGGCUCAGAGCAGGAAUGACUACAGACUGGUGUUGAUCUGUAGUACAGAUCGAGAACAUGCCUACCUUCCCUCAGUCUUCAGUCAGUUUCGGCUGCAUAUGGUACCCCAAGAACCCCUUAACAGAAUUCAAGAAUAUCUUGCCAAGCACUACAUGGUCCCAAAGGACUUUUCCAGUGCUGCUGCUGUUUUUAAAAACAAAACGUAUGUGGGAGUUGUAUCCUCGGGAAGAGCAGGUGUUGGCAAAUCGCUUUAUAUACGUCGGCUGUAUGAAAAAUUAGAGUUGAUUACCAAGAAACCCUCACAGCUCAAGUGUAUCCGGUUGAUAGAGCCAAGAGUGGAUGAAAAUGCUGUUCUUCAAUCAAUGCUUAACGGCCCCAAGAUGGAACUAACCAUCUUUCAUUUUGAUAUCACUUCUUCGGUGCAGAAAGGCCUCCAUGAAUUUCUUUUUCGCCUUCUGGUCUUGGGUUACCUCAUGGAUUCAGAAGGAAGAAUGUGGAAAUGCAGCAGUAGGCACCUGUACAUCAUUGAGCUCCUCCAGUCUUGUGCAAAUGUACCUAGAAGUGGCCCAAGAUCCGGCGUAAAUGUCCAGUCAGCCUUUCAGGAUGUGUUUCCAGUUGUCUACUGCCGGACUCCUAAACAGGUCCUCGAGCUGGAAAUGAGAAUGUCAGGAGACUCAACCAUGACUGUGAAUGAUGAUCCCCUUAUGGAUGAUAAAGAAUUCAGAAGUGAGGCUUACCAGCGCCCAUACCAGUAUCUAAAACGAUUCCACCAUGGAAACAACUUGGACGGGUUUAUGUACAGAGGAAUUGAAGGAACCCACGUGGAAUGCCUACAGUUGCUGUUUGUAUACUGUGGGGUCAUGGACCCUUCCUGGGCAGAACUGAGGAAUUUCACAUGGUUCUUGAACCUGCAGUUAAAAGACUGUGAGACAUCUGUGUUCUGUGAUGCGUCAUUUACAGGAGACACUUUACUGGGGUUUAAAAACUUUGUGGUUGAUUUCAUGAUACUCAUGGCUAAGGACUUUGCUACACCCUCUCUAAGUAUCUCUGAUCAAAGCCCAGGGAGGCAACAAAUAGAUAUUUCAGGUGUUAAUGAAGAAGACCUUGCUCCUUUCAGGGUGAGGAAGAAAUGGGAAUCAGAGCCACAUCCAUACAUUUUCUUCAAUGAUGACCAUGUAUCUAUGACAUUCAUUGGCUUUCAUCUCCAGCCAAAUGAUCAGAAUUGGGUAGAUGCCAUUGAUCCAUCGACAAACAGAGUGAUCAAAAAGAACAUCAUGACUAUGGAUCUGUAUGAGGGUCUCAGGCUCCAGAGGGUUCCUUUUAAUAUAGACUUUGAUAGUCUCCCAAGAGGAGAGAAAAUCGAGCGACUCUGCAAUGUUCUUGGAAUACAGUGGCCCCUUGACCCAGAUGAAACUUAUGAGCUGACAACCGACAACAUACUAAAGAUCUUGGCUAUACACAUGCGUUUCAGGUGUGGCAUCCCAGUCAUCAUCAUGGGCGAGACUGGGUGUGGGAAGACCAGGCUCAUUAAAUUCCUCUGUGAGCUACGAAGGAGUGGAGUUGCAACAGAGAAUAUGAAACUAGUCAAAGUUCAUGGAGGAACAAGCUCUGAUAUGAUUUAUACCAAAGUGAGAGAGGCAGAGUCCAUUGCAUGCAGCAAUAAAGAAGAUUAUGGGUUUGACUCUGUAUUGUUCUUUGAUGAGGCAAACACAACAGAGGCCAUCAGCAGCAUUAAAGAAGUACUAUGUGAUAAAACAGUACAGGGUGAAUUCAUGGUGCCAAACACUGGCUUGCAAAUUAUUGCUGCUUGUAACCCAUACAGGAAACACACAGAUGUAAUGAUUAAGAGAUUGGAGUCAGCAGGUUUGGGAUAUAGAGUACGAGCUGAACACACGGAUGAAAAGCUCGGAUCCAUUCCCCUCCGGCAACUUGUGUACAGGGUACAGGCCUUGCCUCCUAGCAUGAUUCCAUUAGUUUGGGAUUUUGGACAACUUAAUGACCGUACUGAAAAAAUGUACAUUCAGCAAAUAGUCCAAAGGGUGGUUGAAAAACACUUUUUUCCUGAGGACUACAUCAAGAUCAUCACAGAUGUCCUAUCAGCUUCACAGAAGUACAUGAGGACAAGAAAUGAUGAAUGUAGUUUUGUAAGCCUGAGGGAUGUUGAACGUUGCAUGCAAGUUUUUGCGUGGUUCUACCAAAAUAAUGAAAUGUUGUUCUCAGAACUUGCCAGGUAUGAAUGUAAUAAGAGAGCACAAAAAAAUGAACACAGUCAGAGAGACGUUGAUGAAAGAGACCCUGUUCUGUGGUCAUUAGUGAUGGCUAUUGGUGUGUGUUACCAUGCCUGCUUGGAGGACAAAGAGAAGUACAGGAACAGAAUCUGUAAAUACUUACCAGGGACAUACAGCCCAGUCAAAUUAAUGCAAGAAAUUUCAGUUAUGCAAGAUCUUCUUCUCAGUGGAGUUCCACUAGGUGAAACUAUUGCAAGAAAUAAUGCUUUGAAGGAAAAUGUUUUCAUGAUGGUGAUUUGCAUUGAGCUACGAAUCCCUCUCUUCUUGGUUGGGAAGCCUGGAAGCUCCAAAUCUCUGUCUAAAACCCUGGUUGCAGAUGCUAUGCAAGGUCAAGCAGCUCAUUCAGACUUGUUCAGAAAACUAAAACAGAUUCAUCUGGUGUCAUUCCAGUGCAGUCCUCAUUCCACACCAGAAGGCAUCAUCAACACGUUCAAGCAGUGUGCCCGUUUUCAGGAGGGAAAGAAUCUAAAUGAGUAUAUCUCUGUGGUGGUACUGGAUGAAAUUGGUCUAGCUGAGGAUUCUCCUAAAAUGCCUCUGAAAACCCUCCAUCCUCUUCUUGAGGAAGGGUGCAUUGAUGAUCAGCCACUGCCUCACAAGAAGGUUGGAUUCAUUGGUAUAUCUAAUUGGGCUUUAGACCCAGCAAAGAUGAACAGAGGAAUAUUUGUUUCUCGAGGUGAUCCUGAUGAGAAAGAGUUGAUUGAGAGUGCCAAGGGCAUUUGUUCUUCUGAUGCAAUGAUCCUUGAGAAGGUGAGGGAUUUCUUUCAGCCUUUUGCUAGAGCUUACCUCAAAAUCUGCAAGGAAGAAGGAAAAGGUUUUUUUGGCCUGCGUGACUAUUACAGCUUGAUAAAGAUGCUGUUUGCUAUUGCCAAAGCAUCAGAUCAAAAGCCAAGUGCAGAUCAGAUUGUGGAGGCUGUGUUGAGAAACUUUAGUGGUAAAGACACUGUGAAUUGUGUCACUGUUUUCACCAACAGGCUUGGCUAUAAACCUAACCUGGAAACCAUUGAUACCAUUGAGCUUGUGAGACAAAAUAUCACAGCAAUUGCUCAAGAUGAGGAGUGCCGCUACCUGCUCAUUCUAACAAAAAAUUAUGCAGCUCUACAGAUUCUUCAGCAAACAUUCUUUUCUGAUCAGUACCAACCUGAGAUCAUCUUUGGCUCAAGCUUCCCUAAAGACCAACAGUACACCCAGAUUUGCCGCAAUAUUAACCGUGUCAAGAUUUGCAUGGAGACAGGUCAAACCGUCGUGCUUCUGAAUUUGCAAAACCUCUACGAAAGCUUAUAUGAUGCACUCAAUCAAUACUAUGUUUGCCUUGGAGGUCAGAAGUAUGUGGAUUUGGGCCUGGGAACCCACCGGGUCAAGUGUAGAGUACACAAGGACUUCCGGCUCAUAGUGAUUGAAGAGAAGGAAGUUGUCUACAAACAAUUUCCCAUUCCUCUGAUUAACAGGUUGGAGAAACACUAUCUGGACAUCAACACUGUGCUGAAGAAUGAACAAAAGCAGCUUGUAAAAAUGCUUGAAAAAUGGGUUGGCCAUUUCAUUACAUCUAACAGUCAGCAUUCACCUGCUCCCCAGGCAGCACAAUACUGCCCAGCUGAUGUUUUCAUUGGAUAUCACUCUGACACCUGUGCUUCAGUCAUCUUGCAAAUUAUGGAAAGACAGAAAGAAGAGAUGGAACUUUCAGACCCUGAGCGGCAGCUGUUGGAUGAAGCCAAACUAAUCCUACUGAACUGUGUUACACCAGAUGCAGUGGUGCGACUAGAUAGUUCAGCGCUGUCCAGAGUGGAAAGUGAGCACCUCGCAAGGGUGUAUUUUGAAGCGCAGAAGCACAGCUGUAUGGCUGACUUUAUCUUCUCUCACAUCCAGCAGGAAGAGUGGAACCAUGCAUCUUUCACAGAGGUGACUACCUUCUCCAGACUUCUAACAGCAUCAGACAUUGGGCAGCUAAAGGAAGUGGUUCCAAACAUCGAGCUACUUGCACUACAACAGUUUGAUACAGAGCAUUCUUUCCUUAAGAAAAUCAGGAGCUUUUUAGACAGUACCUUUGGGAACAAGAUACUAAUAAUUCAGACUGAAUUUGAUGAAGCCUUACAAAGCUCCAACCUCAUUGCAUCCGCAAAAUACUCCUCUAUUGGUGAAAUCAACAAAUUCCGGAAGGAGCAGGCGAGCAAGGUGUUUGUUUACUUCAUUACCAAACUACCAAGAGUGGAAGGUGGUACUUCUUAUGUUGGAUUUCAUGGAGGCCCCUGGAAAUCAGUCCACAUUGAUGACCUUAGAAGAUCUAAAGAUAUUAUCUCUGAUAUUAAAGCCUUGCAGUGUCUUACCAUCAGUCAGCUCUUUGAGGAAAAGGAAGAUAAGCCUGAGGCUAUGGAGACAGAGGACAUGUAUAGAGAAGGAGAAGAAGUAGCUGAAAAAAUGGAUCAAGAGGACAAUAUAAGCUGGGAAAAUGUUCUAGAUACCACAGCCCUGGUGCGAAGCUGUGUUCAGAGUGCAGUGGGUAUGCUUCAAGACCAGGGGGAUGCAGGUUGUCGAAGCACUAGAAGAGUAGAAAUUCUGCUAACUCUACUGUCUGACAGCGAGGAACUUCAAGCAACAUUUUUGAAAACCAUAAAGCGCCGUCUUCAUGCUCUGUUGAUGAACCAUGAUGAACACACUCUCUCUGCAAAGAACUGGGUUUUCAAAGAAGCAUCCAAUAUUGAUUCCCUUCAAGAGGGUGGGACAUUCAGAAAUACCUUGUGGAAGCGGGUUCAAGCUGCAGUUAUUCCUUUCCUGGCACAGCUGGUGUCAGUUAUUGACCAUGACCGCAAUCUCGACAUCUUGCUAGAUGAAAACUCGGGUGGAUCAGUGAAAAAACUGUGGCUGGACAUCUUUGGAAAUGUCAAGUUUUUAAAUGUUGCAUAUACAAGAGUGGAUUCCAACUCAGUGACAAAGACAAUUCUUGUCCAGAACAGCAUUGUGGUUCAUAGGAAUACAGGCUGCCUAAUGCCGUUUAGCUGGAUAAUCAAGGAUUAUCUAGAGGAACUCUGGGUGCAUGCUUUGCACAGAGAAGGCCACACACUGAAACAGUUUGAAGAAUUCUUUUGGAAGACCCCACUAGGCCGGUAUAUCGCAGACACUAAACAAGAAAUGCAGGUGGAGUUUUUCUACAGAUAUCUUCAGGAUUUCAUCUCGUUGACAACAACAAUAAGUACAGAGGUUGAACUAGAGCUCUUAGUGGGAGCUCUGACAUGCUGUGUGAAUGAAUUGAGAAGCCGUGAGGAGGCAGUGCAAAAUGAUGUGACCUCUUUCACCUGGAUCCAUGCUGCCUACCAUGAGUUUAAGAACCGCCUGCAGAACCUCUCCAGAAUGAUCACCAUUGAGCCCCAGAUUGCUCAGGUGCUCCUGGACAAAGCAGAGUCCAGAGUUGGGAUGGAAAUGGUGUUAGAUGUGUAUGCUGCCAUGGCCUGUGUUGAAUAUCUGGAGCCCCAAGGUCUAUAUGCUUUUACAAAUUGUGAGGCUUGGCUACGACAGGUGAAGAAGUUACAGGUCCCAAUUGAAUUGGUGUGCUCAGAGGAGAGCAUCCGGCACUAUGGAGAAAGGAGCAAAACCCUUAUUUCCCAUGUCCAACAUGGGUGGCGACGUAUCCAUGCCCUUUCGCUAUUUGUUGAGCACAUACUUCUAGGUAUAGAGGAUGUGGAGAAGGCGCUCAACCCAUUGGUCCUGGAGCACACACGACGGCUGGCUCAAGUUUUGCAAGAGAACUCUGACCUCAAAAAGAAACAGCCAUUUGAGGCAGUUAUUACCAUUCUCAAAGCCUGCAAAGAUGGAGCAAAUGAUCGGAUUUUUAGGUUUGGUUUCCAGCCAUGUCCAGUAUGUAUGGGAGACCCUCAUGAUCCUCUGAGUCUUCCUUGUGAGCAUAUCUACUGUCUAGCCUGCAUUAAGCAGUGGCUGAUUCCAGGACAGAUGUACUGCCCACUCUGCAUGCAUGGAGUAGAUGAUGACUUUGACCUAAAGCCAUCUGAGUCCAUUCGGACCCUGAUUAAAAAAAAUGGCCGCUUCAGAAAGCAGUGCAAUGCCUUCUUCAUUGACCUUGUCUCCACCAUCUGCUUCAGAGACAACUCGCCACCCAAUAAAGCCAUCAUCCACCACUUGCUGUCCUUCCUCAUGGUGGAGGCAGACUCUGUGCCCAGAAUCCGAGGCUGUGAUCGACAGUUUUUGACCAAGGCUCUGUCUCCAUUUGAUGAUGCUGUGGACAAAAACCCUGUAGUGCGGUCUGUCGUGCUCAAACUGCUGCUCAAGUACAGCUUUGCUGAUGUGAAAGGCUACCUUCAGAAACAUCUCACAGGAGUGGAGCAGAGUAACAUCCUGGAGAAAGCUGAUAAAACUGAGCUUUAUUGUCUGUAUAUAAACUGCCUUGAGGACUCUAUGUUUGAGCGGACCCAGUGGCAUUCUGUGGCUGAGCAGCAGGCUUGUCUGUUGGAGGAGAAGAAUUUUCUGCUGGAAUUCUUGUAUAGUGGGGCUGUGGUUACUGAAACUGUGACCAUAGAGCACCUACAACAAGUGGCCAGAACUCGCCUUUGCCUAGAUAUGGCAGCAGAUCUACUAGUCAGCAGAAGCUCAACUGCAGAUGCUCAGAAGGAGAGCUCAGCUGGAGUGGCUGCAUUCUUGGAUUCAGUGCAGGAUCUGUGCAAAAAUAGUAAGAAUGACUGGUACAGGGUCUACCUCAUCCGAAAAAUAUGUAGUCUUAAUGGAGUAGAAUACAUCCAGAAGCUUCUAUAUGAAGAUCAGCUUAGCUGGCUGUUUCCUCAAGAGCUUCUCCAGAUGAGAAAAGACAGUAGCCAAAUUGACCAGUAUCUGGUCUGUGGUGUGGAUUACAAAGCUAUCCGAGAUGGUGUUGCCAAGGCCAUGUUAGAAGGGAAAAUGGAAAAAAUCGAGGAAGCCUGUGAGAUUUGCAGAUGUUCACCUGCGAAGAAGAGUGUAUACAUUUUAUUAGCUCUGUUUAGAGAGGUCACCACUUUGUACAGAGCUAAAAAUCCCAAUAUGUAUCCUACACCUGAACAAUUGGCAGCACUUGAAGAUUUCAUCAAUAACUCUAAAGUCUUUGUUGUGCCAGAAUCCAGGGCCUUUGCUCAGGCUCUGGUGCAUAACCAGUUGCCUGCCCUGCAUUUACAUCCCAAUUUAUCGGAGCUCACUGUUCACCUGGCAGCAGUGCUUCUCUGUGUAAACCAAGCAGUGUUGCAGCCCCUCUUACAGCUUGCUUUCUUUCCCACCAACAUGCAGAGAGCCUUUUUACCCACCAUGCCAGAUGACAUGCUUGCUGUUGCCCAGCAGGCCAUGGGGCAUCUGCAGUGGUAUUAUUGUCCAAAUGGUCACCCAUGCACUGUUGGUGAGUGUGGCCAGCCAAUGGAGAAGAGUCGCUGUAUAGAUUGCAAAGUAGAGAUAGGAGGUCUUGACCACAGACCUGUCCAAGGCUUCAACAUACUUGCAUUACAAGGGGACCGCACACAGACGGGGCACAUCCUGGGGGAUCCACAACGCAGAGAUCAGCCAGAUAUGCAGGACACAAAGAAUAUGUCUCCUGCUCCAUUCACCCUGCUCAGGAUGCUUACACAUAUGGCCAUGCUAUUGGGAGCUUCUAAGCAGCCCCAGGAUCUGACCGCAAUCAUUAAACCCCCUGUGCCCCAACCUGGGACGUUUCUUAUGGCCCACCUGCAGAAGGAUAUUGAGCAGCUAAUGAGAACUCUAGGGAAGGGGGCAGAUGACACAGUUUGUACCAUCCAUCUGACCAUCUGCAGUCUGCUAGAACCCCAUCAGCCCAGUCAGUGGCCAAUACCUUAUGAUAAUCUGCUCUCAACGAAAGAUGCCAGAAAUAGCUGGGAGAUGACGAUGACCACUGAUAUUAUCACCAGCCAGCUGAAGGUUUUGGAAACUCAGCUGGCAAAAGUAAACACCUUCAUCAGAGAUGAUGAGAGGGUUUCAUCUAACCCAGUGAUGAAGGUGGCUUAUGGAGAGCCACGGCGGUUCCUACGCACUUUACCUCAAGGUUCUUUGAUUCAUGGCUCUUCUGUGUGGAGCUGCAGGCAACGUGUCUCUGUUUUGAGCCUGGGCCACAUUUUGGAGCAGAAUGAAGGCAGGGACACACUUCCCAUCCUCUGGAAGUUCUUACAGAAGGAGGCAGAGUUGAGGUUGGUGAAGUUCCUCCCAGACAUUCUUGCUCUCCAGAGGGAUCUAGUGAAGAAGUUCCAGAAUGUGAUGGAGCUUCAAUGUGGCACUAUAGCACAGUUCCUGCAGAACCUGAAAGCAGCAUCCUUAAUGACUUCAUAUAAAAAACGUAUUGAUAUCUUCCUGUCCACAUGGAACCAACUGAGAGGAUCUCUGGGUACAAAUGGAGAGAUCAAGCUCCCAGCUGAGUACUGCCAAGAAGACCUACACCUUAAUUCUGACCUGCAAGUGCUACUGCCACGAAGACAGGGUCUGGGUCUGUGUUCCACUGCUCUGGUCAGCUACCUAAUUGCCCUGCAUAAUGAUUUAAUCUAUGCUGUGGCCAAGCAUACUGGAGAAGAAAAUAGUUACAUAGUGAGUCCAGCAGACCUGACAGAGCUCCAUGUGAUCAGAUAUGAGGUAGAACGAGAUCUGCUACCUCUGGUGCUUUCCAACUGCCAGUACAGCAUGGAGUGUGGCCGUGAGACACUGUCCGAGUAUGACCUGCCCAAGAUCCAGCAGCAACUCCUCGCACGCUUUCUACAGGGCAAGCCAUUACUCAGCCUCAAUGGAAUUCCAACUCUUGUAAACAGACAUGACCGAAAUUAUGAAAAUAUCCUCCAGGAUGUGAAAGGCAAAGUUCAGCAAGAGCCUUUGUCUUCACUAAGCCAGUCCACACUGUCCGUGGAGCUGCAGUCCUACAGUGACGUGUGUGAGGCGUUGUCCACUGUGGAAGUGGCCUUGGGCUUCCUGGCCAUGACUGGAGGAGAACCCAACAUGCAGCUGGGUGAUUACCUGAAGGAAGAACUCCAAAUGGCUGACCACAUAGCCCUGCAUGUAUUUAAGGCUCUGAGUAGGUGCUGUCUGAAACACUGUGUGGCUUUGUGGCAGCUUCUCAGCUCUCUCAAAUCUGAGACAAUGCUACGCCUAAAGAGGGACCCAUUUGUAGGGAUAAGUAAGGAGUAUAAGAAAACUCUGGGAGAGAAGGAAAAGAGACUGCUUACUGGCUUCUUCACAAAGACCAGUGCAGACUCGUUUUUGCUGGAAAUGCACGAGUUUCUGCUGCUGGUCUUAAAGCACCCCAAUGCCACGGACACCUAUAAGCCCAACUGGAGUGUGAAAGACACUAUGGUGUCGUACAUGGAGCGAAAAGACAUGGAUGUCCCUCCAGAUGUGGAGGAGCUGUUCCCUGAUGAGAUACUUUUAGCCCAGUACAUUGAGGCCUGGAAGUUCUCCAUUCUACUUAAGCAAGAGCGAAUGCAAAGAUAAAGCCCACAUCACAAGUUUCUCAUCAUCACUCUUCUAUAACUCCAUAUAUCAGUUUACUAUCUCAGAAUUGCAUUUCUUUACAAUCAUCAUAUUUAAGCAGCAUUUUCAUAUCAGGUGCCUGUGGGGAAAAAAAGUGCCACUUGGUUGCACAUUAAAGUGCAAUGUAAUAUAUAAUUAUAGUUUGAUUUUGCUGCUGAAGUAUUAGCAUAAUAGAAAUUUGUGCUAAAAAAUUCCAGUUUAAAAGGCUGGAAAUAUAAACGAGCUAUAGUUUGCACAACAACAAUGCGUCUUCCUGUUUCCACAGGUAAACGAAUGAACGUUCAUACAGUCUGUGAUAAUUCCUUUUGUCAGCAUUCUCUAUUAUUUCAUUAUCCUUUCACAGCUUAUUUGUCACCGACAAUCUGUUUACACUUAUUUUCUUUGGGUUUUGCUCGGCAGAAUCUUUUCCCAUAUAUGUACUGAUCAGGGUACAAGUGAAAUAGUCAAAAUUUAUACUCAGGGACAUUUUGAAAAUUACAUUAGCUCUGGGAUUAAAUUGGAAAAAAGAAAAAAAA